Molecule: messenger RNA, 3503 nt
Organism: Xenopus laevis (African clawed frog)
Lineage: Eukaryota; Metazoa; Chordata; Amphibia; Anura; Pipidae
Exons: 10
Coding region: 1726-2952 (408 amino acids)
Source: RefSeq, a predicted model, not a curated record
AGUGGUGCUGACCCAUUGGUACCGACCCAGUGGUACCGACCCAGUGGUACUGACCCAGUGGUACUGACCCAUUGCUACUGACCCAUUGCUACUGACCCAGUGGUGCUGACCCAGUGGUACCGAUCCAGUGGUACCGACCCAUUGCUACUGACCCAGUGGUACUGACCCAGUGGUACCGACCCAGUGGUACUGACCCAGUGGUACUGACCCAUUGCUACUGACCCAGUGGUGCUGACCCAUUGCUACUGACCCAGUGGUACCGACCCAUUGCUACUGACCCUGUGGUACUGACCCAUUGCUACUGACCCAGUGGUACCAACCCAGUGGUACCGACCCAUUGCUACUGACCCAGUGGUGCUGACCCAGUGGUACUGACCCAGUGGUACCGACCCAUUGCUACUGACCCUGUGGUACUGACCCAGUGGUACCGACCCAGUGGUACUGACCCAGUGGUACCGACCCAUUGCUACUGACCCUGUGGUACUGACCCAGUGGUACUGACCCAGUGGUAAUUGAGUGUUUGUGCCACUUAUAGGGGAACUCAACUGAACCUGAGGGGCCCAGACUCCAUUAAAUGUGGCCCCUCCACAGCCCUGAUAGGAGGAGAUCUCUGAGCAGCCCCUCCCACUUACCUCAAUAGCGAAUUGUGGCCCUAGUGAGUGGCAGCCUGAGGGCCAAUGAGAAGAAAGUGUAUUGGCGCCGCUGCUUUUAUCUUAUUGAGGAGAAGCAAAGGCCAGAGCUAAACCUGGGGCCUCCCCAAAACCAGUAGGGGCCAAUGAGGCUCAUUCCCAGGGGCCAAUAUCUUGUUCCCUCCCACGAGGAGCCACUCACUUUCCUCUACCAACCCCAUGCUCUCCUGCACCUCCUCACCUCCUGAUUUUGGGGUCUGGCAGCCCCUCAGACCUUUGGGAACCCUCCAUUCAUACACCCCCAGUAUCCAUGGCAACAGGACCCCCCCCUGCAUGACUUGCUUUAUGACUUAGGGGGGCGGGUCCAACAGGAAUGAAUUCCUCCCCCAGUGAGCAAAGGGGGCAGAAGUGCAGUGUGGGGGUUGCUGGGUGGGUGGGAUGUUGGAGGGCCACUUCCUGGGGCCCCUGGUGUUAAAUAAACAGCCCCCCAGCCACGAGGAACCAGCAGAACUUGUGGGAGGAGCCAGGAACAUGUGAGUAACUGGGCCCCAUAUUCAGUGUUUGGCCCCUCACCCCACAAAACCCCACCUUGUGCCCCCCAACUUCUGUCCAUGUGAUCCAACAUGGCCACCAUAUUUGUUCCUCCUCCAUUGUGCAGUCUGUCCUGCUGGGGGGGGGGCUGUGGGAGGGGGUGACAGGAGGUAAAACAAGAAACCCCCCUCUAUACCCAGCACUCUUACCCCCGUAUGCCCACUUGUUCAUUAUCCACAAACAUUAAACCCACAGAGCUCACACUUACUUUUCUUGAAUCCUGCAACAGGAAAGGGUUAAUCAGGGGCCCCUUAGGGUUGAAGUGUCCCCUAGACUCCUCCUUCCCACCUCCCCCUGAGCCCCAUUCAAUCCCAACUCCUGGUUACUAGGGGCAGCUUCUCUAGCAACCAGACAGCAUUGUUAUUCGAGGACAGGGAGCACCAAUGGGAUGAGCUGCUGAUGCAACAACCAUGAAAGCAUUCACUAGUGGGACUGGGGGCGGGGCUAUAAGAAUCACAAAACGAAAGUUCCCAGCAGCUCACACACACAAUGACACACACAGACAAUGACACACACAGACACACACAGACACACAAUGACACUGGGGUCUCCUGCACUCACUCUGCUGCUGCGGCUGCUGCAGGGCUCCCUCACCCUGUGGGCAAGUAAAGGUGUGACUGAGGAGAUAUCUGCUGAGUUGGGAGCAACUGUCCUCAUCCCACACAAUGUGACUUGUAACUUGGGGUUACACAUGGCCUUUGACCUGGAGAGAACGGGACACAAUUCUGGGGUUAUUGGCUCCUAUGAAGACCACUUAUUGGCUGAUGAUGAGUAUGAAGAGCGGUUGGAGUUCUCCAAGGAGUCCUGCACCUUCAUUCUGAGGAACGUGACUGAGACUGACUCUGGUAAUUACACCUAUGUGCAACUCAUCUCCUCUGAUGGGAGGAACAAGGACACCAUCAAGAUCAACCUCGUUCUGACCAUAACUGCUCCUGAGACCCCCACUUCUGUACCUGGACACUCUGUGGGACCAACAGCUCAUGGAGACCCCCAGUCUUCAGGAAUAUGGGGGAGAUUUGUCGCCCUGUGUCUUUCUGCUGUUUCCCUUGGGCAUUUCCUUGGCAACCUGGUCUCCUGGAUGGAUGCAAAAACACUGGAAAGUCAAUGCUGUUGCCUUUGUCCCAGUAGCGGGAUCAGUGGAGCUAUCUCCAGAAGUCAGCGGAGCCUCCAUGUUGCCCUCGGUUACACUGGGUACUUGUUCCUCAUUUGUCACAUGGUCAGCAUCACCCUCUGGUUGCUCUACGGAAGUAACAGUGUCAUGGACUGGCUUCUCCUGGCCCCUGUGGCCCUCAACGUUGUGAUUUGCAUAACAAGCUUCUUCUCAGGAGAGAAGACGUCCCAGUGCCUGGGGGCCGAGUGCCCAGUUUGGGGAAUAUUACAGAAGAUCGAGGGUCUUGUUGGGGCCCAUAAAUAUAUCAGCAAGUUUCUAAUGUUGGGAUAUUCCAUCUCCUUGUUGGUCCUGUAUGGUAUCAGGUCCGAGAAUGGGAAAUUUCCCUUCUGGAUUCUCAUCAUCAUCAUCAUCAUCGUCUUGGGCCUUUUAAUUGAAGUUCUGGUUGUGAUGUACACAAGUUACCUGCUGGAUCCUGCCCCCCCAGUGACUGCAGCAGAGGGGGAGACCCAUCCAGAAAUGGAGAAACUAAACCACCUCGAGACAAAGCAGGGGGGGCCUGUGGAGAUUGUGGAGGUGCUGAGCCCCCCCAGGUGCCAUUCCUUUGUUCCCCCUGAUAUGUGACUGUUCCUGACACUGAUGCCCCUGUGCCUUAUACAUAAAGCUAAAUGAGUCCGACACCAACAGUAGCCACUGGGCCAAGCCCCCCAACUGUCACAUUGCAUCCUCUGGCCCCCAAUGGCUCUUGCACGGGGGCCCCUCUAUGUUGUACUACCCCUGGGGCCCUACAGCCCAUUGUGCUCAUGUCUAGUGGAAGAUGUACUGUCCCUUUAACACAGACAUUCCACAUGAGAAUCUUCAGGAAUGGGAACAUUUACUUUAUUGCACUGAUUCUCAUUCCUUUCAGUCCGUUCUUCUGCCUGACCUCCUCCUCAAUAGACAGACAGACAGACAGGUUGCACUGUGACCCCUGCAGCAGUUUAUUCCUGCCUUGGACUUGUGCACCUUCUAAUGGUCAUUUCUGAAACACUGGAUAAAAGACUGCCCCCUAGUGCUCAUCCAACAGCAUGUCUGUCACACCUCCACAUACAGACACAUGUACAGACACACAGACACAUGUACAGACACACAGACAUACAUACAGACACACAGACAUAUGUACAGACACACAGACA